CAUUCUCUCUUCUGCCGUGCAGCACACAUUCCCACUCGGCACCGCAGUCCUCCCCCUCAUCCACACAUUUAUUAACAAUACGCCUCCACAUCCCGCUAUGUCGGCCGCCAGCACCGAAACCAGUGCCCCUCUGCCCACUGCCGGCAGCCGCGUGUUCUUCCAAGGUGCACCCGGAGUGGGCUGUGUGGGGUCCGGACCCAUCAAUGGGGACGACCCGGUCCAGAAGAAGCAGGGCAAAGUGACCGUGAAGUACGACAGGAAAGAGCUGCGGAAAAGACUUGUCCUGGAGGAGUGGAUCAUCGAGCAGCUCAGCGAGUUAUAUGACUGUGAGGAGGAGGAGAUGCCGGAGGUAGAGAUAGAUAUCGAUGACCUGCUGGAGGUCAACAGUGAUGACGAGAGAGCCAGCAAACUGCAGGAAUCAUUAAUAGACUGCUACAAACCAACAGAGGACUUUGUCCGUGAGCUGCUGGGCAGGAUAAGGGGAAUGAGAAAACUUAGCGCUCCAACCAAGAAGGGCCUAUAAUGGCUUAAAUUUCAGCCAUUAACCAGCCAUAAAGUCCAUCAUCUCCGCUCCACCUACUUAACCCGCCAUACAUGGACUGUCAUUAUACAGAAUAAUUUAUCAAAAAUGUCAGUAACUGUUCUGCAACCUGCAAACAUUCACUGUAGAACCCAUGAAUAUAGCACUAGUCAUUCAUUUCACAAUCACAGAGAAUAACAAGGUGUAUUAUAAUAUUUGACUGUUGAAAGGUACACGAGUAAAGCAGAGCCAAAAGGUUUAAAUAGUCACAAUAUCUGGAAUGUGCCCAAACUGCAACUGUGCUUUAACACAAACACCACAUAACUUCACAUGUCAGAGCCAUGUUAAAACUUUUUAAGCCACUCCUACAAGCCAAACAGCCAUACAGACUAAAACACCAAGAAAACUUUAAAAGAGGUGGUAAAAAAAAAUAAACCGUUGCAGUAGGUAUGAAAUUAGCUGUAGCACUAUUUAAACACAGUGCUUCUUGAUCUUUUUUGGCCUUUUUUUUUUUUUACUGAGGUGUUUUUCUGUUGCAUCUUUUUUUUUUUUUUUUUUUUAAAGUACUGUAUCUUGCCAUUUCUUGUUCAUGUGAUUGAAAUGUGGUCUUCAAGAGUUUUAGUUCUUGUCAUCCUCCGUAUCCUUACUCUGGUAGUGCUUACAAAUGUAUGGGAGCUCUGUAGUUUCAAGUUCAUUUAAAAGCACAGCACAUUAACACAUUAAUCCCGUCCUUUUUGUGAUGUGUAAAAUCUGGAAAGAGUGAGAAUACUUUUUCAAACAAUGCUAUUUUUUUUUUUUUUUUUUGUUACCAACUUUCCUAGUAUACUUUUCACCACAGCAAGGCAUGAUGGGUGUUGCAGCUCUCUGUAUGGGACUACAAAUACCUGUAUGAUUGACAGCCUUUUACUUAUCAUUGUACAUGUUCAUCUCCCUUAUUGGAAUACAUAUCAGUUGGUAGUUUAGGCUCAAGCUCAACACUCAAACACUGUAGUUGUUUCUCACUUAAUUCUGCUAACUUGUCUCUGUAAUAGUGGUUGAUGUUGCCUUUAAGGACAUUCAGGAUCAGUCCACAUUUUACUCAACAUUGAACUUUAACUACUGACGACCUGAAGGCAAAAAAACAAACGGUGGCGUAAGAACCUGAAGACAACUUGAAACUAUAACUUGUCGAGUCUUGUAACAGAAGGUGUGCCAAAACCUGGGAGUAUUGCAUCCUAAAAUGUCAAACAUCACGGAGGCAUUAGUGUGACGCAGGCACCUAUUACACAGAUUUCUUUGGGUGGGCUCAGAAGUUUUAGUCUUGCAGGAAAAGUGUGUUACAGUUGUACAGAAGCAGGUUUGCAUUGUUGUUAGGAAACGUCCCUCCACCGACACACUGAAGAACCUGUGAGCUCUGGUACAAUCACGACUCUGUUACAGGGUUGGGCCCAGUUUCAUUCUGGAACAGUCAAUCGCAAACAAACCGGAAUGGAGCAGACCAAAAACCUGCAGUUUGAUAUACAGUAUAUACCCACAGCUGCCAAAGACAAAAGCAGGGCAAUGUUUUAUUUUAACAUAACACUUGCAAAGCACCCAUCUUGCAUGCUAACAACAGAGACAAGAUAUUGAUGAAGAGUAUAUUAUAGACAUAUAAUCGAGCAAAAAAGGAAAAAAAAACAAACUUUUUUGACUUCGCUACCAUGUAUGACUUUGUAGAACCUUUUGUGUUGAAACAACGUGACUGACACGUUGGAGAGAAUCCAGGAAAUUUUAAAAAUGGUGCUGUUUUUGAUGUUCUUCCCAGACUUUGGUUGUAUAAAAGGCAUUUUCACUGUUGAUUGGUGCCCGAGAAAUGUGUCUGCAAGAAGUCUGUCUCUGGAUUGAUGGAGUGGAUGGUCCAAAGUGGCAUCCUCUUUGCAUCUUCUUUUUCUCUGCCAGACCAGUGUUGGCUGGGUUUCAUCACUCUAAGCUAGCAGCGGUCAGUUUGUUUGUUUUUCUGGUUCGGUGAAUUUGGAGGAAAAUCACAAAGAUGGAGCCGUUACAGGCAACUGAGAUGCAUCCAGGAUUCAUAUCAUGGUACUCUAUAGGAUUUUCUGUCAAGAAACAGUUCAGGGGCAAAAGGCAGAUAAUUUAUUAUUUAUGGGAUUUCAUGUGGAGAGUAUUUUGAAAGUGUCCAUAUAUAGAAAGUUUUAUGUUUGCAUGUGUUUUUAAAGUAGCAUGUCGAGGGGAACAUUUUCUUGGCCUAAAGGUUUUUAUUUCACAAAUAAAACUCUUUUCCUUUUUAUACCUUUAUUAUUAUAAUUAUUAAGAUUAAAAUAUUCUGUUUUUCAGUUGGAGUUUUGUUCUGUACAUCCACAAUAAGCUUUCUUCUUUUUAAAAUGUAAUGUGGUGUGGUUUGUUUUUGCCGAUAAUAAAAAUGCAGAAUGACUCUGUACUGUUUAAAAGA
Archocentrus centrarchus (flier cichlid) is the source of this 2945-nucleotide messenger RNA. RefSeq names its product protein phosphatase 1, regulatory (inhibitor) subunit 14C (gene ppp1r14c). Gene Ontology annotation, molecular function: protein serine/threonine phosphatase inhibitor activity. The transcript has 4 exons. Gene Ontology annotation, biological process: regulation of phosphorylation. Lineage: Eukaryota; Metazoa; Chordata; Actinopteri; Cichliformes; Cichlidae. The record is from RefSeq and is a predicted model, not a curated record. Gene Ontology annotation, cellular component: cytoplasm. The coding region runs from base 98 to 523 and encodes 141 amino acids.